Molecule: messenger RNA, 2481 nt
Organism: Pecten maximus
Lineage: Eukaryota; Metazoa; Mollusca; Bivalvia; Pectinida; Pectinidae
Exons: 14
Coding region: 1-2007 (668 amino acids)
Biological process (GO): calcium ion import across plasma membrane
Cellular component (GO): membrane
Molecular function (GO): calcium channel activity
Source: RefSeq, a predicted model, not a curated record
AUGGCUGAGAGGUCGAGGACGAAGUUUUCUCGAUGUCCAGAUACAGCACUGACUGGCAGUCGAUCUUCGCGAUACAAGCGCGUGAGACAAGAGAACCAUACCGGAUUUCCUCACACCAGUACAUCUCUAGACGACUUCGGAAAUAUAGUUUUGGAAGAUGCAUUCCAAAGGGAGGUCACAGAAAAGACGAAUGCGUACCUGAUAGGUAAACAGGAUGCGGAGAACGAGGUGUAUAUAGACCACGCGAUUGCGACGGAAGGGAGCAGAGACAAGGCCCUGUUGUAUAUUAUCGACGAACUAAAGAACGAGGAACGGGAGUCUGUAAGAAAGCUUUUAGAGAACGGUGCCUGGCCAAGCGUCAGAAACAGAAUAGGGCAGCUGCCGUUCUACACAGCUUUUGAUAACAGAAAUGAUGAAAUUGCGUCCAUGCUUAUACUUCACAUGAAGAACUAUGAGGUACGGUCGAUGUUUUCAAGUUCUGGACCAAAUGAAUCAGAGUUUAGCUUCCAAGAUCUACUACGAUCUGAAAAAAUGGAGAAUACAGUAAUGUCUGUCCUGAACUGUAUGAUAGAUCUGAUUGGUACAGAUGGGAAAGCUAAUGUCUUCUUCCACGUACUAGAGAGCGAUGAAAAUGGGCAUAGUCCAGUCCAUCAGAACUUUGAAAUAAAAGACAAAUCACCCUUCCAAAUAAUUGCAAAAAGCGAGAACAAGACGAUAGUUAACCACGACGUCAUGAGACUACUUAUACGAAGGAAAUGGAAACACUUCGCGAGAAUGCGUUUCCUUGUAAAUGCAGUCUUCUUCAUGUCCACACUAUUUUGUGUGGCUUUCUCUGCCAUCACUGCGGCCAAGACUGCCAACCCCCUGGUAUAUGACGAUCACAUGGACAGGGCACGUGCAGUAUGUGAGGUUCUCAGUGUGAUCGCCGCCGUCAUAACGCUUUUCCAGGAAAUCCAUCAUAUAAUCAAACACAAACUUGAGUAUUUCAAAGAGAAAUUUAACUACCUGGAAUUGGCGUCAUCAUUGUUCCUACUUAUCCUGAUUCCGCUCCGCUUCACAAACAACAGCAACCAAUGGCAAAUACACUCUGUGGUAUUCCUCUUAUGGACUCUCCGUAUAUUCAAAUAUGCAUCGGUGUUCAGACAUACUGGAGCUUACGCGCAGAUCCUGGUUCGAGUAAUAAUGAAUGACUUCUUCCAGUUCAUGGUGGUAUUCGCUGUAUUUCUAAUGGUCUUCAGUGGGACGCUUCUCCUCGCCCUAAGAGGCGGCUCUCAAUCAGUCGUUAUAGAUGAUACAAGUUCUUUCUGGGCAAUCUUGUUUCUUGGCUUCCGGAUACUGAUAGAAUCAGAGAAGGUCAUAGAGUACACAAGCAUCGAUGGCUGGAGCUGUUUUGUCGUGGUGCUGUUCCUGUUUUGCUGUAUCGUGUUACUAUUAAACCUACUGAUCGCCCAGUUAAGUGACACAUACCAACAUAUACAGAAUGAUGCUCAAAGGGGGCUGGAGGUCAACCGAGCUUGGAUCGUGGCCAGGAUAGAGCUCAGGAGCAUGUUAAUUAAACGUAAACUGAGAGUAAAGUUUUUCCAAAAGAAAAAAGAAGUGAAGGAUAUCCACAAAGUACUGGAAAAAUGGGAGUCACCUCCUUUACAAGAAAUGAACAAGAAUAUGCAAAAUAUCGACGAAUGCCUUGGAACUCAUAAACUUAAUCUGGUAUCAGUGUCAGCUCGCCUGGCGAGACAAGAGCGAACUCUUGUCAGAAUACAGGAAACGCUUGAUGCGCUAUCGAAGCGAAUGGUUCCCGAAUGGACAACUAACAAUAUCAACAAUGAAUUAUCUGUUAAUGAUGACGUCACUUCCUUAGGAAUCAAAGACAACAAGCAUGUCCAGAAUCGUCAUUCGUCAAGUAAAGUCAACGAAAACGACAAUGAUCAAAAUGAUACAGGAGAUGUAGAAAUCAAAGACAGUGACCAAGUGACAUUUACGUUAUCAUCAACACUAUUGGCUGUCUAAAGAAUUGCCACCCUAGAAAUGAGAGAGAGAGAGAGAGAGAGAGAGAGAGAGAGAGAGAGAGAGAGAGAGAGAGAGAGACUCACAGAGUUGCAUUUUACUACAUGCAAAUGCAGAAGUACUUGUGCAUACCGCUUAUGUGAUUUAAAGGAAGGACAGAAAAAGGUCAAAUGUCAGUAAUUCAUUAAAAGAACUAUAUUAUAAAUAUUAUAAUAUGACAGGCUAUAAUUCCAGGAUAGGUUUCCAAUCUAUCCAGUUACUUUAAAGCUUUUAUCUUGUGUUGACGUUUUGUUUUACUUUUGCUUAUAUGUUCUGGACAAGUAAAUCGUUUUUGAUGACUUGAUAUGUCAAAGGACUCAAAGGGAUUAGAAAUUGUAUUUGUUUUGAAAUGAAAAGUGUUCGUUACUGGAAUAGUGGUAGCAAUUAUAGUAUUCUAAUAUAUUCUGACAUUUAUCAAUACACUGUAUCAAACUCAAA